AUGUCGAGUUUUACAAUCACCAUUAAACAAAAAGCAUCAGUUAGUCCAGUCUAUGAAUGUGGGCUUUAUGAAGACACCUACAUCUGUACUGGUGCUCAGUACCAAUUGUACUGUAACACAAGUGUACAUAACUUCUGGUACUCCGGUUAUCUUAACCAGAUCACACACAGAUGCAGUGGUUAUGGCUGUGACUGUACUGUUAGUCCUCGCUUUGACUGUGAGCUCUAUAGCAACAACACUUACAUCUGUACUGGUGUUCACUACCGCAUGUACUGUGAUAUAAAUGACUAUGAACUUCAUUACACAUUAAACCACCAUCACUGCUUGAGGAAUAACUGUGACUGUCAGGGUGAUACGUACAACUGUGACUGCUAUCAAAGUAGAAACUCCACCUGCCUCUGCACUACUGUCAGUCCCACAACUCCAGCUCUGAAUCUCACACUGCUGAAGGAUUGCACGGGCACAGAAUGUUUAACCAAUCUUCUUGAUCUGAUAGAGAACACUACAGAGCUCCCUUUGAAUACAGUCACAGAUCUUUUUGAUGUGGUAUUUAAUGCUUCGGAGAAUCUAAACUCGUCAUUGGAUGACCCAAAGAAAUUAGUGCAAGCAGGGAACCAGGUCUUAAAAUCCAGUGAGAAGCUCGUCUCCAUGUUGGUGAAGGAAACAAACACCAGUGAUAGAGUCAGUUUAAUUCGUGAAACUGUAGAGGCACAAGUCUUCAUGGUUGGACCACUGGUCACCUUAAAUAAAACCAACCUCACCUUAGAUCAAAUCCCUCAGCUCAACACAACAAGUGCUUCAAUAGACAUUGACCUUAUUGGAAAUGCCUUGAACAACAAUGGAUCAGCUGCUGUGGCUUUCAUGAGCUACAACACAAUGGAGGACCUACUGAAACCAGACUUCUUCAUCACAUCAGAUGACACAGUUAAAACCAUGAUGUCCACUGUCAUCUCUGCUACUCUUCCUAAAACGACCAACACAACCCUCACCAAACCAGUCAACUUCACCCUCAAACACAUCAGAGAGUUAAACGACAGUGGGAAUCUUUCCUGUGUGUACUGGAACAUCAGUGAGUGGAUUGUAGAUGGUUGUUCUCUGGUAAAGACCAACAGCAGCUUCACUGUGUGUUCAUGUCGUCAUCUGUCAACAUUUGCUCUCAUCAUGCAAACCAGACCAUCAGAGGAUGAUCCUCUGAUGGAGAUGGUGAAUUUGGUGUUUGUGAUCGUGGGUCUGGUGUUUACUAGUUUGGCUCUGUUGACUUUUGCUUUCUGUCGAUGGAAACCUGGAGUGAACAAUGUAGCUCGAAUCAACCUCUGCAUCAGUCUGCUGUCUGCUCAUCUUCUGUUCUUACUCACACAACAAUUCAUCAAUCUCAUAAAACCUCACAAGGUGAUGUGUGCUGUGAUAUCAGGAGCUCUUCACUUCUUCUUUCUCUCCUGCUUUGUGUGGAUGUUCAUUGAAGCUGUGCUGCUCUUCAUCUGUGUGAAGAACCUAUCACAGAUCAGCUCCAAACAGAGGGCGGUGCUUAACAGCGGAUUCUUGAUUGUGAUUGGAUAUGCGAUCGCUUUUGUAAUAGUGGGCGUGUCUGUUGGACUGGUUCCUGAAGGUUAUGGCAGUGAAAAAUGCUGGAUUAAACAGGAGAAUGGCUUCAUCUGGAGUUUUCUGGGACCUGUUUGCUUCAUUCUUGCAAUAAACACGAUUCUCUUCGUCAGUAUCAUCAUCAUUCUGAACUCAACUCUCAAAAACCUUAAGGCUGAAGUAUCACAGACGAAACAAACCAAGAUUUUGGUUUUUAAAACUCUGGCCCAAAGUGUGAUUGUUGGUUGUCCCUGGAUUUUGGGUUUCUUCGUUAAUAACAGUAAAAUGAUGGAGAUUCUCUUCCUGAUCCUGAACUCACAGCAAGGAACUUUCAUCUUCCUGAUCUACUGUUUUCUUAAUGAUGAGGUCAGACAGCAGUAUCUGGAGUGGAUGAGAGCUGUCUUUCCCUGACUCAAGCCAAAAACCAUCAAAGUUGCCUCUCAAAAACUGAGGGCCAGAUUAUUAAUGUUUAGUAAAUUGUAAGCCCAUAAAAGAGCUGUUAUUAUAAAAAUGUUUUUAUCUAUCACAGUA
Paramisgurnus dabryanus is the source of this 2109-nucleotide messenger RNA. The record is from RefSeq and is a predicted model, not a curated record. Lineage: Eukaryota; Metazoa; Chordata; Actinopteri; Cypriniformes; Cobitidae.